Mesocricetus auratus (golden hamster) is the source of this 4667-nucleotide messenger RNA. RefSeq names its product E2F transcription factor 2 (gene E2f2). Gene Ontology annotation, biological process: regulation of transcription by RNA polymerase II. Gene Ontology annotation, molecular function: protein dimerization activity; DNA-binding transcription factor activity, RNA polymerase II-specific; RNA polymerase II cis-regulatory region sequence-specific DNA binding. The transcript has 7 exons. Bases 428 to 1750 code for a protein of 440 amino acids. NCBI's taxonomy places the organism in Eukaryota, Metazoa, Chordata, Mammalia, Rodentia, Cricetidae. The record is from RefSeq and is a predicted model, not a curated record. Gene Ontology annotation, cellular component: RNA polymerase II transcription regulator complex.
AGAAAGAAAGAAAAGAAAAGAAAAAAGGAGCCCGAGCAAGGGCCAGGGACUAGGGUGCAAGCGGAGAGCUCAGCGGGGCGUGCAAGACACCCCUCGCGGGUCAGAGCACACGCGUGUCCGCGGAGUCCGUGGGCAUCCCGGGACGCUUUCCCGCGCCGGCGCGAUCCCGGGAUCCCAGACAUUCAUUCGGGACACGGGCCGAGCCGGGCCAGCCCCUGGCAGUGGCACCCGCGCCACGCGAUCCCCGAGCAGUGAUCUACGAGCUCGGCGGCGCUGGGCGGCGGGCCAGGAGGGGAGGGUCCGGCCUUGCCCCGCGGGCGUCCAUUGGCGGCUGCUCCCGGCGUCCGCGGCGCAGCCGGCUGCAAAGCCCGCAGGUGCCCCGCGCGCGCUCGCCAGACCCGGGUGGGUAGGGGGCGCCGCACUCGCCAUGCUGCGCGCGCCGCGGACCCUGGCUCCGGCCACAGCGCAGCCCACAAAGAGCUUGCCCGCGUUGAACCCCACCGAGUUGUGGCCUUCGGGUCUCAGCAGCCCCCAGCUCUGUCCGGCCACCACCACCACCACUACGUACUACACUUCGAUUUACACGCAGACGGUGCCUUCCGCUACGGCGCUGGGCACCUGCCUCGACGCCACUCCCCACGGACCCGAGGGCCAGAUUGUGCGAUGUGUGCCCGCAGGCCGGCUGCCGGCCAAGAGGAAGCUGGACCUGGAGGGCAUUGGGAGGCCUUCGGUCCCUGAAUUCCGGACUCCCAAGGGGAAGUGCAUCCGAGUGGAUGGUUUGCCAAGCCCCAAAACCCCCAAGUCUCCUGGGGAGAAGACACGCUAUGACACGUCGCUGGGGCUGCUCACCAAGAAAUUCAUUUACCUCCUGAGUGAGUCGGAGGAUGGGGUCCUGGACCUGAACUGGGCAGCUGAAGUGCUGGAUGUGCAGAAGCGGCGCAUCUAUGACAUCACCAACGUGCUGGAGGGCAUCCAGCUCAUCCGCAAGAAGUCCAAAAACAACAUCCAGUGGGUAGGCAGGGGAAUAUUUGAAGACCCCACCCGACCCGCCAAGCAGCAGCAGCUGGGGCAGGAGCUGAAGGAGCUGAUGAAGGCAGAGCAGACCUUGGACCAGCUCAUUCAGAGUUGCUCGCAGAGCUUCAAGCGCCUGACCGAGGAUAAUGCCAACAAGAAACUGGCCUAUGUGACCUACCAGGACAUCCGUGCUGUGGGCAACUUCAAGGAGCAGACGGUCAUCGUAGUCAAGGCCCCUCCACAGACAAGACUGGAAGUCCCUGACAGGGCGGAGGAGAACCUGCAGAUUUAUCUAAAGAGUACCCAAGGGCCCAUUGAAGUCUACCUGUGCCCGGAGGAGGUACAGGAACCAGACAGUCCUUCCAAGGAGACCCUCCCUUCUGCCUCUACCCUCAGCCCCGUCCCUGACUUCCCCGUGUCCAGCUGUAGCACUGAUCCUGGGAUCGCAGAGACUACGCCAUCUUCAGAACCAGGGCUGAUGCCCCAGCCGGCCCCGCCACCACCAGCACCAUCCCUUGUCCCCUUGGAAACCACCGACAACAUGCUGGAGCUGUCACACCCACUCCUGCAACAGACUGAGGACCAGUUCCUGUCCCCAAUCCUGGCUGCCAGCUCCCCUCUAAUCAGCUUCUCCCCGCCCUUGGACCAGGACGAAUACCUGUGGGGCAUGGAUGAGGGUGAGGGCAUCAGUGACCUCUUCGACUCCUAUGAUCUUGGGGACCUGUUGAUUAAUUGAAGAGCCCUGCCUCUGUCUCUACCUCCUCACAGAUGGGGGACACUGGACACUAGGUGUCACCCUCUGUGUAUGAGUGGCUCCGUUUCAGCCUUCCUUCCAGUGGAGGGCAGCUAGGGAGAUGUGGAGAACGUGAGGAGUGUGUCAGGGGCUGGGCCCUGAUCCUCCUCUUCUGACCUCUGACCCCUUCAUGAAGGACAACAGGUGCAGGUGACCAUGUUCAGGGAAAGGGUCUGCUGCCUCCUUCUGGGGGGCAGUUGGACCCUGGCUUUUUCGAUAAGCACUUAAUGCCUUUGUAUUUAUUUCAGGUUUGUUUGUUUGUCCGCCCUGAGUUUUAGCAGGGAGAUUUGUAGUUAGUUUCUCCUCAGACAGGCUCUCCCAUGCCCACUGUCUAAGGGAAUACCUGGGCUUCCAGGAGCCAGGGCCAGCUCCUUGGUCCUCCCCCCACAAUGGUACCUGGGUUUUGAGGAGAGUAUCCAGUUUUGCUUGAAUGUUAAUUGCACUUAGGCCUUGUAAUUCUAGUAAGGUGCAGGGCCCAGCCAAGGCGUCAGCUUCUCUUCCGCCCCAGAGAAGGUUCCAGUAGCUAUCUUGGGAGAGAUAGCAUUGAGGUCCCCACAGGAACAGGUAUCCAAGAAGGUUCCCUUCUUGGUUGGGUCCCUUAUCUCUCCUGAACGUCAGAAAGUAAAUACAGGCCUUUAGGAAUUAGGCCAGAAGAGCCCCUGGGAAAAGCAGGAGGCACGUGUCCUACCUUCCUCAGAGCCUCUGCCUUGCCUGGUCAGAGACCUGGGGGGUGGAGGCAGAGACAAAUGUGAGAAGAAACACCCAAGGGCUACCCAUGCUUCCCUGGGAGGAUUGUUUUGUUUCUUGGUCGUGGUUGUCGGAGGGGGAGUUUCCUUAGGGACAGGCCUUCCCAAGCCCUCACUCCGCUUCUGAGGUCCCAAGUGACUGGAGCCUGAGGGCAGGUUUGCACCUUUCCCCACUGGAAUGCUAAGGGGGGAUGGGGUGGAGUGGUCUUCACUGCUCCAUGAGGAGAUGGUGUGGGGAUCUGGGAAGAGCCUUAGGUUUAUUUCCCCAUAGGCUGACCCUCCAGGGUCCCUGUGGUCCAGAUGGAGACAGGAGUCCGCUAGUUUCCCUUGCCCUUUCUGGGAUGGAGCAUGCUCUGGGCUGAACCAAGGCCAUGUGUUCUGGAGAGGCACACCCAAGGGAGAGAGGUCUUACCCACCUUCAGGGAGCUCAGGUUUCUCAGGGGCUCAGCAGGGCAGCACUUUUUUUUUUUAUAAGUGUGUAGCAUUAAAUUGAUUUAAAAGAUAAAGUUGAUUAUGCCAGGUAACUCCUAGCUGGCUGACUGGCAUUUGAAGUUUAAAUGUUGGGCUGAUGUGAACUGAUGUCCACUUGGGGGAUAAUUUGUGUUAUCCUUAGCUCAACUUCUUGGGCUCUCAAAUUAGGCCCCUCCGGGAGUGGUUAGUGUCUCACAGCUGCCACACUUGGAAUUUGUAUGCUUUUACAUCGCGUGUCUAGCCUUUUGACACUGCGAUGUGACCUUGUCGUCUAUAAAGUCCACACUCAAGAACUGCACAAGCUACCAAAAAAAAGAAAAAGAAAAGAAAUCUCAUGAUGCUUUAAGGACGUUUACAGUCUUGUGUUGAACUGUGUCCAUAGCUAUCCGUGGCCUGUGCUGUAGGUUGGACAUAGCUGCUACCAAGCACAGGGGCUUAUCAGACCACAUGGAAGCCCACCGUGCCCUGGAGCCACAGGUGACUCGAGGGAUGAGGAUGCAGCCUGGGCUCUGGUUUGAUGCUCGGAGCCUGGAGGCAGCGUUGUUGUUCUCAGGUCUCUCUGCCGUUUAGCCAUAUGCCAACUCCAAGAAGGGAGAUGCCUGACCUCUGAGCCUUGACCACUGGAUGGAGAACUAAGGUUCUGGAGAAGAGGGCUGUACUUCCUGUCUGGAAUGAGGCUAAUAAUGCAGUCCAGAAUUCAAGUUCAGGCGCCAAAGGCCCAGCCCGGGGAUGGACAGAGGCCUUCCCAGCAGCUGCCUCAUGCUGUCCUGGCUGUCUCUUUUCAACCCUUAGGCGAGGGGCGGGACCUCCCAGGAGAAGCCCCAGGCUAGAGUGGGGAACAAGCUCAAGCCUCUUUCUUGCCAAAUGAUACUUGAGACCCCCAAGUUCCUUAAAAUGCUUUAAAAGAAUGGGGUGUGCCCCAUUUGGAACAGUUUUGAGUGGUAUUUCUUUUAGAACCCAUGGGAGCGCUCAUGCAAAGGUGGGAAAGAUGCCAGUCUCUUUCCUAGAUGCUCCAGCUCCACCAGCAAGCCCCCAAGUCAUUUGUGUCCCCAGGGACAUCAAGCACCUGGGGACCUCAGAGCACUUAGCAGAAUUAAGUUUGUAAAUAGGAUUGGAAAUGCACCAGUGGAGGUGUCAGGGUGAGUCAGUCCCUCCUCUGGGUGACCUGUCUAGCUGGUGUGUCCACGCAGAGUGAGUUUGUGAGCUUUGAGGGGGUGUGACUUGGUUUCCCCUCCCUGCGUGUUCUCGGCACAGGGUAGUGUUGUAGAGAGUUUGCUUGUGCCGGCCGGCAUCAGGUGCCGUGUAGCUCUAGCACAUCUGAAGCUUUUGGGGUUGAUUAGAAUCAGUUUCUUGGUUUCUGUCAUUGUGCCCAGAGGCGCCACCUCACAUACGUCCCUGUUCUCCCACAAGGCCCUUUAGGGACCACAGUGACCACAAGUCUGGCCGGCCUCUGGCCGCUGGGAGAGAUGAAGUCUUGUGGGUGUUGUUUGUUUUGAGGGUGCUGGGGGGUGGGGUCUGGGGUCCCUGAGCUGGGGACUCCAUGUGGGUCACCUACCUCCUCGUUUCACCCAAAGUCCUGCCUUGCACACCAGCGAGUUUCCUUCUGUUGUGAUAAUUGGGCAUUAAACAGUGGCAGCUGGGAA